Budorcas taxicolor (takin) is the source of this 720-nucleotide messenger RNA. Its product is annotated as killer cell lectin-like receptor subfamily E member 1. Bases 1 to 720 code for a protein of 239 amino acids. The transcript has 6 exons. The record is from RefSeq and is a predicted model, not a curated record. Gene Ontology annotation, biological process: stimulatory C-type lectin receptor signaling pathway; positive regulation of natural killer cell mediated cytotoxicity. Lineage: Eukaryota; Metazoa; Chordata; Mammalia; Artiodactyla; Bovidae.
AUGGAUGAAGAACCCAUAAUUUAUAGUAUUACUACUCUAAACCAGGAUUUUCAGCAGAGGCACACACCAAAAAAUAUUAAGGAUAAAUUGGAUCCAAAUGAAUUGCCAUUAACCAAGAAGAAUCUGAAACACCAGAAACCUUGUAAAAGACAGCACAAAAAUAUAGCAGAAGAUGUCAAUGAUAAAGGGGAUGUCUUGCCUCUUCCAUGGAGGCUCAUUUCUAGCAUGCUGGGUGUCUUGUGCCUUCUCCUAAUAGCCAUUGUGGUAGCUGUUGUUACUGCAAACUCAUCUUCCAAAAAACCACCUCUCAAAAUCCAGCAGAAAGUCAUAGAGAGCCUGUGUCUUGGACCUCAGUGUCAUUCUUGUCCAGAGAAUUGGGUUUGGUUCAGAUGCAGAUGUUACUACUUUUCCAAGGAAAAGUUAACUUGGAGAGAGAGUCAAAGUGCCUGUUCAUCUCUAAAUUCCAGUCUCAUCAAGAUAAACAAGGAGGAGAUGCAUUUCUUCUCCUUAAAAUCUUUCUUUUGGAUUGGAGUCUACUAUAAUGAAACUGGCAGGCACUGGCUGUGGGAAAAUGAUUCAUUUCUGCCUUCUGAUAUGUUUUCUCUUCCUACACCUAUAUUAAGACAAAACUGUCUAUCUUACAAAUCAGGAGGAGUUUAUCUAAGUGAAAGCUGUGGAAUUAAACAGACUUACAUUUGUAAGAAUCACCUUAUUUUUUGA